Molecule: messenger RNA, 5121 nt
Organism: Knipowitschia caucasica
Lineage: Eukaryota; Metazoa; Chordata; Actinopteri; Gobiiformes; Gobiidae
Source: the annotation of a GenBank genome assembly
AUGGCGGUGGCUUCUGUCAAAGUGGCGGUGAGGGUCCGGCCUUUUAACUCCAGGGAGAUCGGAAAGGACAGCAAAUGCAUCAUUCAGAUGACAGGAAACACAACAACAAUCUUGAACCCCAAACAGCCAAAAGAAAACAAGAGCUUCAACUUUGACUACUCGUACUGGUCGCACACAUCUCCCGAGGACAUCAAUUAUGCCUCACAGUUGCAGGUGUACAAAGACAUUGGAGAAGAAAUGCUGUUCCAUGCGUUUGAAGGCUACAACGUGUGUAUUUUUGCGUAUGGACAGACAGGAGCUGGAAAGAGCUACACAAUGAUGGGGCGCCAAGAGCAAGAUCAGCAGGGCAUCAUACCGCUGCUCUGCGAGGACCUUUUCACAAAGAUCAGCGACACCAAUAUUGACAAUAACAAGUCAUAUUCUGUAGAGGUGAGUUACAUGGAGAUCUAUUGUGAGCGCGUACGUGACCUGCUGAAUCCCAAAAACAAAGGCAACUUGCGGGUCAGAGAGCACCCACUGAUGGGACCCUAUGUGGAAGACUUGUCCAAAUUGGCUGUCACCUCUUACAAUGACAUCCAGGACCUCAUGGACUCCGGAAACAAAGCCCGGACGGUGGCCGCUACAAACAUGAACGAGACCAGCAGCCGCUCUCAUGCCGUGUUCAACAUCAUCUUCACACAGAAAAAAUAUGACGCAGACUCGGACAACACUUCAGAAAAGGUCAGCAAGAUCAGCCUUGUGGACUUGGCUGGAAGUGAAAGAGCUGACUCAACAGGAGCCAAAGGGACAAGACUAAAGGAGGGAGCUAACAUCAACAAAUCACUGACCACUCUAGGAAAAGUUAUUUCGGCGUUGGCUGAACUGGAUACUGCACCCAAUAAGAACAAGAAAAAGAAGAAAGUGGAAAGCUUUAUUCCAUACCGAGAUUCAGUGCUGACUUGGCUUCUAAGAGAAAACUUGGGAGGAAACUCACGCACAGCAAUGGUGGCUGCGCUCAGUCCAGCAGAUAUAAACUACGAUGAGACGCUGAGUACUCUGCGGUAUGCUGACCGUGCUAAGCAGAUCCGCUGUAACGCAGUGAUCAAUGAAGACCCCAACAACCGUCUGGUGCGUGAGCUGAAGGAGGAGGUAGCCCGCCUCAAAGACCUGCUGUACGCGCAGGGCCUAGGAGACAUCAUCGAGAACCUUUGCGAUUACAAAAACAUCAUCAAUAAUCGCCAGGCUGUCAAUGAAAGGGAUGAUCUCUCCGCAGUGUCCCACGUCAUGACAGGGAUGAGUCCUUCUCCGUCACUGUCGGCCUUAUCGAGCCGCGCCGCCUCUAUCAGCAACCUCCACGACCGCAUCUUCAGCCCAGCCAGCGAGGAGGCCAUCGAGAGACUCAAGGAAACAGAGAAAAUUAUUGCAGAGCUUAAUGAGACCUGGGAAGAGAAACUGCGGCGCACUGAAGCUAUUCGUAUGGACAGGGAGGCCUUGCUCGCUGAAAUGGGAGUUGCCAUGAGGGAAGAUGGAGGAACUGUGGGCGUCUUCUCACCUAAAAAGACUCCUCAUCUCGUGAACCUGAACGAGGAUCCGCUGAUGUCUGAGUGUUUGCUUUAUUACAUCAAAGAUGGCAUUACCAAAGUUGGUCGAGAAAAUGCAAGAACAAGACAAGACAUUGUUCUUAGUGGACAUUUGAUUAGAGAUGAACACUGCAGCUUCAGCAGCACCACCGGCCCUCAAGGCGAAAGUUGUGUCAUCUUGGAGCCAGGUGAAGAGGCAGAAAUAUAUGUCAAUGGAAAAAGGGUCUCUUCUCCCAUUAUCCUCAGAUCAGGGAAUCGUAUCAUCAUGGGAAAGAGCCACGUGUUCCGCUUCAACGACCCGGAGCAGGCCCGUAUGGAGAGAGAGCGGACGCCGUGUGCCGAGACGCCCGUGGAGCCUGUGGACUGGGCCUUCGCUCAGAGGGAACUGCUGGAGAAACAGGGCAUCGACAUGAAGCAAGAGAUGGAGCAGAGGCUACAAGAGCUGGAAGAUCAGUACCGAAAAGAAAGAGAAGAAGCCAGUAACUUACUUGAGCAACAGAGACUGGAUUAUGAGAGUAAACUUGAAGCGUUACAAAAACAAGUGGACUCUCGGUACUUGGAGUCUCCUGAGGAAGAGGAGGAGCCAGAAGAGGAAGUUCCUUGGACAAAGCAUGAGACCGACCUGGCUUUGUGGGCUUUCCGGAAGUGGCGUUUCUACCAGUUCACCUCUCUCAGGGACCUCCUGUGGGGAAACGCUAUAUUCUUAAAAGAGGCUAACGCAAUCAGCGUGGAACUUAAGAAAAAGGUGCAGUUCCAGUUUGUCCUUUUGACAGACACGCUGUACUCGCCCCUGCCCCCAGACCUGCUGCCCCCAUGCGUGGCCCAAGAGAGGGAGAGGCGGCCUUUCCCUAGCACCAUUGUGGCAGUGGAAGUCCAGGACCAGAAAAAUGGAGCCACACAUUACUGGACGUUAGAAAAACUCAGGCAGAGGCUGGACCUAAUGAGAGAAAUGUACGAUCGAGCUGCAGAGUUGCCCAGCAGUGCAGUGGAGGACAGUGACCCCGCGCUGACCGGAGGAGACCCCUUCUACGACCGCUUCCCUUGGUUCCGCCUGGUCGGCCGGGCGUUUGUGUACCUGAGUAACCUGCUGUACCCUGUGCCCCUCGUGCACCGAGUGGCCAUCGUCAGUGAGAAAGGAGAAGUCAAAGGCUUCCUCCGAGUCGCCGUGCAGGCCAUAUCCGCGGAUGAGGAGGCUCCUGAUUACGGCUCAGGUGUGAGACAGUCAGGGACGGCCAAACUAUCAUUUGAAGAUAAACAGUUUGAAAAGUUCCAGACAGAGACCUGCUCCGGUGGCGGCUCACACUCGUCUCAGGAAGAGCUGCGGUUUGUUGAGGGCGAAGGACAAAACGCAGAUAUGUCUGUUUCAGCCGAUGAAGUCAAUAAUAACACAUGCUCAGCUGACGAGGAGCCUCCCUUGAGCCCUGCAAAGACCUUGGGCUUAGGCCUGGACCUGCCCCUGGACCUGUCCCCAGAAAAGGCUCUGUCCCACCUGAAGAUCGGCAGCAGGUUCACUUUCAGAGUCACAGUUUUACAGGCUUCCAGCAUCUCUGCAGAGUACGCCGACAUCUUCUGCCAGUUUAAUUUCAUCCAUCGUCAUGACGAAGCCUUCUCCACAGAGCCCCUGAAGAACACAGGCAGAGGACCACCUUUGGGCUUUUACCAUGUGCAAAAUAUCACAGUGGAAGUGACUAAAUCCUUCGUGGAGUACAUCAAGACUCAGCCCAUAGUGUUUGAGGUCUUUGGCCACUAUCAGAAGCAGCCCUUCCCCCCACUCUGCAAAGAUCUCAUCAGUCCGUUGAGACCUUCCAGAAGGCAGUUUCCCAGAGUCAUGCCACUGUCCAAACCAGUCCCAGCCACAAAGCUCAGCACGUUGACGCGCUCCACAGCAGGACCUUGUCACGCCAAAUAUGACCUCAUGGCUUUCUUUGAGGUCUGCGAGCUGGAGGCAAACGGAGAAUACAUCCCUGCUGUUGUUGAUCACAGGGGAGGCAUGCCGUGCCACGGGACAUUCCUUUUACAUCAGGGUAUUCAAAGGAGAAUUACUGUGACAAUCGCUCAUGAAAAUGGAAACGACUUUGAGUGGAAAGAGGUCAAAGAGUUGGUGAUCGGUCGUAUUCGAAACACUCCAGAAGCUGAUGAAACCAUUAUUGACCCAAAUAUUCUCUCCCUCAACAUCCUGUCCUCCGGAUACUACUGGCCAAAACACGAUGACAACAUUUCCUUGGGGGUUGAUCAUAGAACAUUUUACCGGUUUGAAGCGGCUUGGGACAGUUCCAUGCACAACUCUCUGCUCCUGAACAGAGUCACCCCAUACGGAGAGAAGAUCUACAUCACAUUAUCAGCUUAUCUAGAGAUGGAGAACUGCACUCAGCCGACUGUAAUCACCAAAGACUUCUGUAUGGUAUUCUACGCCCGAGACACCAAACUGCCGGCCUCUCGCUCCAUCAGGAACCUCUUCAGCACUGGUUGUUUCAGACCAUCUGAGAGUAAUCGUGUCACUGGAGUCUACGAGAUCACUCUGUGCCACGUGGCAGACAAUGGGAGUCCUGGCAUGCAGCGUCGACGCAGGCGAGUGUUGGACACUUCUGUGGCUUAUGUCAGAGGGGAGGAGAACCUGGCCGGAUGGAGACCUCGCAGUGACAGUCUCAUCCUUGACCACCAGUGGGAGCUAGAGAAACUCAGUUUGCUGCAGGAGGUGGAGAAGACCAGGCAUUACCUGCUGCUGAGAGAGAAGCUUGAGGCCACUCUGCUUGCAGGACAAGACGCUCUAUUCAAAAGCAAUGACAUAAGUGAGUUGGCCAAGAGCCCUGUUCUCAGCCAAAGUCCACUUUGCAGUCCUGCCCCAGACAGCCCCAACCAAAGGCAGCGCGAGCUGGCUGCUAAGUGUCUGCGCCUUCUGAUGCACACCUUCAAUAGAGAGUACAGCCAGGUGAGCAGCAGUGCCAGUGAGAGCAAGCUCUCGGACCUGUCGGCUUCAUUCAUGAGGGAGUCUUCCUCUGGACUGAGCACCUUAACCCCAUCCUCCACUUGCCCCUCGCUGAUUGAGGGAAACUUUGAUAUCAGACUCACUGAGCCGAGUUCAGGAGCAUCCACUCCAGACCUGGACCCAUACAGUCCAGUCGACAGAAAGAAAGCUCUGCGUGGCUUCACCUUUGUUCCUGACAUACAGGAGAUCAGAGUCAGCCCCAUUGUCUCUAAGAAAGGGUACCUCCACUUCCUGGAGCCCCACACCAGCGGCUGGAUGAAGCGAUAUGUGGUGGUGCGGCGACCGUAUGUGUACUUGUACCGCAGCGAGAGGGACAGCGUGGAGCGAGCCGUCAUCAACCUGUCGUCUGCUAAAGUGGAAUACAGCGAAGACAAGCAGACCUUACUGCGGACUCCAAAUACUUUUGCUGUGUGCACUGAGCAUCGUGGGAUUUUACUCCAGGCCACGAAUGACAAAGAGAUGCACGACUGGCUGUAUGCGUUUAACCCUUUGUUAGCAGGCACCAUCAGGUCUAAGCUGUCGAGAAGAAAGUCAGUGCAGUCGGCUCCCCCUGUGGCUACUUCUCAGAGGAUCUAA